GGCUGGUACUCUCUGUCUUACCACGGUUUGUAGUCCUGGAAAUGAUAAAUGAUAUGACCAAUGUAGAAGAUGAACAUUUGCAACACCAGUUUCAUAAGAUCUACAUUCAUCGUUAUGAGAAUGUCAGCAUUCUUUUCGCAGAUGUUAAAGGAUUUACCAACCUCUCCACAACUCUGUCAGCCCAGGAACUGGUCCGAAUGCUGAAUGAACUCUUUGCCAGAUUUGAUCGACUAGCACAUGAACAUCAUUGUCUCAGAAUAAAGAUCCUGGGGGACUGUUACUACUGCGUGUCGGGGCUUCCAGAACCUCGCCAGGACCAUGCUCACUGCUGUGUUGAAAUGGGGCUCAGCAUGAUCAAAACUAUCAGAUACGUUAGGUCAAGAACGAAGCAUGACAUUGACAUGAGAAUAGGGAUACAUUCAGGAUCAGUUCUGUGUGGAGUGCUGGGCCUGCGAAAGUGGCAGUUUGAUGUCUGGUCAUGGGACGUGGAUAUUGCAAACAAACUCGAGUCCGGUGGAAUUCCUGGGAGAAUUCACAUCUCCAAAGCCACUCUGGACUGUCUGAACGGGGAUUAUAAAGUUGAAGAAGGGCAUGGCAAAGAGCGUAAUGAAUUCUUGAGGAAACAUAACAUUGAGACUUAUUUAAUUAAACAACCUGAGGAGAGUCUGUUGACUUUGCCUGAAGAUAUUGUGAAAGAGGCUGUCAGCUCCUCUGACAGGAGAAACAGUGGAGCAACGUUUACCGAAGGAUCCUGGAGCCCUGAACUUCCAUUUGAUAACAUAGUGGGAAAACAGAACACUCUGGCUGCCCUAACAAGAAAUUCAAUAAAUCUGCUUCCAAACCAUCUUGCACAAGCUUUGCAUGUCCAGUCUGGGCCUGAGGAAAUUAACAAGCGAAUAGAGCACACCAUCGACUUACGGAGUGGCGAUAAAUUGAGAAGAGAGCAUAUCAAGCCUUUUUCACUGAUGUUUAAAGACUCCAGCCUGGAGCAUAAGUAUUCUCAAAUGCGGGAUGAAGUAUUCAAAUCAAACUUGGUGUGCGCAUUUAUUGUUCUUGUAUUUAUCACCGCUAUCCAAAGCUUGCUUCCUUCUUCCAGGGUGAUACCAAUGGUCAUUCAGUUUUCUAUUCUGAUUAUGCUGCACUCCGCUCUUGUGCUAAUCACUACGGCAGAAGAUUACAAAUGUUUACCCUUAAUGCUCCGGAAAACUUGCUGCUGGAUUAAUGAGACCUACCUGGCCAGGAAUGUCAUUAUAUUUGCAUCCAUUCUGAUUAAUUUUCUUGGAGCCAUCAUCAAUAUUCUAUGGUGUGAUUUUGACAAACCAGUAGCCCUGAAGAACCAGACGUUCAAUUCAUCUGCAUCUUUUACGGACAUCUGUUCCUAUCCUGAGUAUUUUGUCUUCACUGGUGUGCUGGCAAUGGUGACUUGUGCAGUUUUUCUUCGUCUCAACUCCGUCCUGAAGCUGGCAGUACUUCUCAUCAUGAUUGCGAUCUAUUCUCUGCUGACUGAGACCAUUUAUGCUUCCCUUUUUCUGCAAUAUGACAACUUUAACCACAAUGGAGACACAGACUUCCUGGGUACAAAGGAGGCAUCUUUACUACUGAUGGCAAUGUUCCUUUUAGCCGUGUUUUAUCAUGGUCAACAGCUUGAAUACACGGCAAGGCUGGAUUUUCUGUGGCGUGUUCAAGCAAAAGAAGAAAUCAAUGAAAUGAAGGAGUUGAGGGAGCAUAAUGAAAAUAUGCUACGGAAUAUUUUACCCAGUCAUGUUGCUCGUCACUUCCUGGAGAAGGAUCGGGAUAACGAAGAGUUAUACUCUCAGUCCUAUGAUGCUGUUGGUGUGAUGUUUGCUUCUAUUCCUGGAUUUGCUGACUUCUAUUCCCAGACCGAGAUGAAUAACCAAGGAGUAGAAUGUCUGCGCCUGCUGAAUGAAAUCAUUGCAGACUUUGAUGAGUUACUAGGUGAAGAGAGAUUUCAAGACAUAGAAAAAAUUAAAACGAUUGGCAGCACAUACAUGGCCGUGUCAGGAUUAUCACCUGAAAAACAGCAAUGUGAAGACAAAUGGGGGCAUUUGUGUGCCCUGGCUGACUUCUCCAUAGCUCUGAAUGAAAGCAUACAAGAGAUCAACAAGCAUUCGUUUAACAACUUUGAACUCCGUAUUGGGAUUAGCCAUGGCUCUGUUGUAGCGGGAGUUAUCGGUGCUAAGAAACCCCAAUAUGAUAUCUGGGGCAAAACGGUUAAUUUAGCAAGUCGAAUGGACAGCACAGGUGUUAGCGACAGAAUACAAGUGCCUGAAGAAACGUAUCUGAUCCUGAAGGACCGGGGAUUUGCCUUUGACUACCGAGGAGAGAUUUAUGUCAAAGGUAUCAGUGAACAGGAAGGAAAAAUCAAAACAUAUUUUCUUCUAGGAAGAGUUCAACCAAAUCCUUUAAUCUUACAACCAAGAAAACUGACUGGACAGUAUUCAUUAGCGGCUGUUGUAUUAGGACUUGUACAGUCUCUUAACCGGCAAAAACAGAAGCAAAUCCUUAAUGAGAACAAUAACUCUGGAAUCAUUAAAGGACAUUAUAACCGGAGGACUUUGCUCACUCCCGGUGGAUCUGAGGCGGCAGCCCAGGCAGAGGGGGCUGACAAAACUGAAUUGCCAUAAUCAGCAUUUUGUUUGUGUUCUUUUUUUUGUAUUUCUUUUAUAUAUAAAAAUAAAUAUACAAAUAAAAAGGGUUUAAUUUUUUUUA
Molecule: messenger RNA, 2730 nt
Organism: Tauraco erythrolophus (red-crested turaco)
Lineage: Eukaryota; Metazoa; Chordata; Aves; Musophagiformes; Musophagidae
Source: RefSeq, a predicted model, not a curated record